AUGGCAUCUCAGCAGCAGGCGCAGAAACUGGCCCGCGCCAAGGCUAGAAGAACCGCGAACAACAACUACCAGAGACUGAUCAAGACACUAUACUCGAAGCUGAGGAAGCUCAACGAGAUAUACAAUGCCGAUAUCUACUUCGUGGCACGGCGCAAUGGCCGUAUUGUCGAAUGCGCAUCCGCGGACGCGACAGGCCGCAGGCCGUGGUCACCUCCAGACCGAGCAGCCCUUGUGAGUACCUCCUUGCUUUGCGAUGACCACAACGAUUGA
Alternaria atra is the source of this 270-nucleotide messenger RNA. RefSeq lists its product as uncharacterized. The transcript has a single exon. The record is from RefSeq and is a predicted model, not a curated record. Lineage: Eukaryota; Fungi; Ascomycota; Dothideomycetes; Pleosporales; Pleosporaceae. Bases 1 to 270 code for a protein of 89 amino acids.